This is a messenger RNA of Linum trigynum, 1476 nucleotides long. NCBI's taxonomy places the organism in Eukaryota, Viridiplantae, Streptophyta, Magnoliopsida, Malpighiales, Linaceae. The record is from the annotation of a GenBank genome assembly.
AUGGAAGGUCAGGUCCCCAAGAAGCGAGGCCGGAAGCCGAAGCCCAAGGAGGAGAAAGACCACCAACAGCCGCAGCAAGGCAAAAUGAAAGAAGGGAAGCGCGGUCAGCACGCUGCUUCGGUUGACGAGAAGUAUACUCAGUGGAAGUCUCUGGUCCCUGUGCUCUACGACUGGCUCGCUAACCACAAUCUCGUCUGGCCUUCCUUAUCUUGCCGAUGGGGUCCUCAGCUUGAGCAAGCUACUUACAAGAAUCGUCAGCGCCUGUAUCUCUCUGAGCAGACUGAUGGUAGUGUUCCAAACACCCUUGUUAUUGCUAAUUGUGAGGUUGUCAAGCCUAGAGUCGCUGCUGCUGAGCACAUAUCUCAGUUUAAUGAAGAAGCACGAUCUCCAUUUGUGAAGAAAUACAAGACCAUUAUACAUCCUGGAGAGGUGAACAGAAUCAGGGAACUUCCGCAGAAUAGCAGGAUAGUGGCUACUCAUACUGACAGCCCUGAUGUUCUAAUAUGGGAUGUAGAAACACAGCCAAACCGACACGCAGUCCUUGGAGCUUCAAAUUCUCGACCUGAUCUGAUAUUGACUGGACACCAAGAGAAUGCAGAAUUUGCUCUGGCAAUGUGUCCAACAGAACCCUUUGUGCUAUCUGGAGGGAAGGAUAAGUCGGUUGUUUUGUGGAGCAUCCAGGACCAUAUCACGUCCUCCGCAUCUGACCCAGCCAGCGGAAAGUCUCCAGGAUCUGGCGGCGGCUCCAUCAUUAAAAGGGAUGGUAAUGAUAAAGCUGUUGAUGGCCCAACUGUAGGACCAAGAGGGAUCUAUCAGGGCCACGACGAUACAGUCGAAGAUGUUGCUUUCUCUCCGUCCAGUGCGCAGGAGUUCUGUAGCGUAGGGGAUGAUUCUUGCCUCAUUUUUUGGGAUGCUCGAGUUGGCACUACCCCUGUUAUCAAGGUUGAAAAAGCUCAAAAUGCUGAUCUUCACUCUGUUGAUUGGAGUCCACAUGACAGUAACUUUAUUCUGACUGGUUCUGCAGACAAUUCUGUUUGCAUGUUUGACCGACGAAGCCUCACCAGUAAUGGAGUUGGCUCACAUGUUCAUAAAUUUGAGGGCCAUAACGCUGCUGUUCUUUGUGUGCAGUGGUGUCCGGACAAGGCAUCUGUCUUUGGAAGUUCUGCCGAGGAUGGGCUCCUAAACAUCUGGGAUUAUGAACAGAUCGGUAAAGAAACAGAUGCAAAGGCCCCAGGAGCUCCUGCUGGAUUGUUUUUCCAGCAUGCUGGGCACAGGGACAAAGUGGUUGACUUCCACUGGAACACACAUGAUCCUUGGACGAUUGUUAGUGUGUCAGAUGACUGUGAGACUAGCGGUGGAGGUGGCACAUUACAGAUAUGGAGGAUGAGUGAUUUGCUGUAUAGGCCAGAGGAGGAAGUAUUGGAGGAACUUCAGACCUUCAAAACCCAUGUGAGCCAAUGCACAGCCAAGAACUGA